Molecule: messenger RNA, 416 nt
Organism: Aspergillus alliaceus
Lineage: Eukaryota; Fungi; Ascomycota; Eurotiomycetes; Eurotiales; Aspergillaceae
Product: ATP synthase subunit epsilon family protein
Exons: 3
Coding region: 43-261 (72 amino acids)
Biological process (GO): proton motive force-driven mitochondrial ATP synthesis
Cellular component (GO): mitochondrial inner membrane
Molecular function (GO): proton-transporting ATP synthase activity, rotational mechanism
Source: RefSeq, a predicted model, not a curated record
UCUCACCCCAAUCGAAUACCCUAUCCUCCACUCACCGUCAAUAUGGCCUACUGGAAAGCCGCUGGUCUGACCUACAACCGCUACCUGGCCGUCGCUGCCCGCGCGGUCCGCAGAUCUCUCAAGGAGAACGCUCGCCUGAAUGCUGAGCGCCGUGGACAGAUGGACCUACGUUUUGCUAAGUGGGAGAACGGCAAGCAGGGUGACGUCCGCGCCCUCGGUGAAGCCAACCAGGAGGCCAUGACCGCUCACGCUGAGAAGUAAUCGGUUUUCGAAAAGACUUGCCUGCGAUAAUAUGAGUUAUUUCCCUCAAGGAGGUUGAAGUGGAUGUGUUGUGCAGGAAUGAUUUGGAGCUCUGUAGCAUAUUCGUCGGUUGACACGGUAUAAAUAGAAGGAAAUGACCAUUUCUUUCCUGCAAA